AUGUCGACCGAAGAAUUGAUACGCAUCACUGUUUUUGCGAACCGCAAUGCUAAGCUUUCUGAAGAUGAGUUCAAUGACCACUGGGCGAACAAACAUGGCCCUCUCAUCACAUCAUGGCUGCAGCGUCACGGUAUCGUCAAAUACGUCCAAUAUCACACUACAUCAAGACACAAAGCACGCCUAAGCAUGCCUACUCUUUCGUACGACGGCAUGGCGGACUUCUGGGUGCGGAAGUACGAAGAUUUCGAGAAGGCUUACGAAGAUCCUUUUUACUUGGAGGUAGUAAAGAAGGAUGAAGAGUACUUGUUCGAUAUGGAGACCUUGCGUGUGACUGCUGGCGUCGACAUCUGUGUCAUCGAAGAUGGAAAGGUGGUGCAAGAGCACGCCCAUAAAUUCUGA
Molecule: messenger RNA, 399 nt
Organism: Alternaria ethzedia
Lineage: Eukaryota; Fungi; Ascomycota; Dothideomycetes; Pleosporales; Pleosporaceae
Exons: 2
Coding region: 1-399 (132 amino acids)
Molecular function (GO): oxidoreductase activity
Source: RefSeq, a predicted model, not a curated record